This is a messenger RNA of Ostrea edulis (European flat oyster), 1453 nucleotides long. RefSeq lists its product as uncharacterized. The record is from RefSeq and is a predicted model, not a curated record. Lineage: Eukaryota; Metazoa; Mollusca; Bivalvia; Ostreida; Ostreidae. The coding region runs from base 123 to 1313 and encodes 396 amino acids. The transcript has 2 exons.
AUGUCGGGAUCGGCCUACGGGUUGUUUUACGAAAAAUAUGUUUACAUCGAACACGUGUGACUGGAAAAGAUACCUUUACAAAGUAAAAACACUCGGCUGACUCCGCAGCAACUUUACAGCAGAUGAAAAUGAAAAAGAUGAAAAGAACAGCAGAACUUGAUUCAAUUUCUGAUCAAAACUCGCACAUCAGUAACUCUAAUGAUGUUGAUAUGAAAUCAUUGAAGCCCAAAAAGAGGAAGAAGAGCAAAGACACAAAAUCACAAGUUCCGACAGGAGAUUCUGUAGAAAGUGGGAGUGAACAGUUAGUUUCAAGUGGUGAUACAGCCCAGAAAUCAAAGAGUAGAAAAAUAAAAGAUAAGGCAUCUGUUGUAAAUCAAAACAUGAAUUGUGAAAGUGAAAAUCAGACGUUAUCUGGUGAAACAAAAGGAAAACCGUCCAAAAAGAAAAGGAAAGGAGAAGUCAGAAAGGAUGGGCCAGACACAGAGACUGUAGAAGGUUUGGAAAGUAUAUCAUCUGACGUGUCACAAAAACUAGACCGAGAUGUUUCCAGUACAGAGACCAGGAGUAAAGAGAAGAAACGAAGAUCGGUGGUUACUGAUGAGAGACAGAGUGGAGAUGAAGCAACAGAAAUGGAGUCCAGAGAAAUUGUUAUGGAGGAAAAGAUGGACAUUACUGAAACAAAUAAUCUGAAGACAAAGAAAAGCAAAAAGAAAAGAAAAUCAAUGGAUGCUGCAGAGGAUGAAGCACAGGAUGUUACUGGGGGAGCUAAGGAACCCAGCUCAUGUGAGGAAAAAAGAAAGAAAAAGAAAAAACACAGACUUCAACAUGUGGAGGAAGGGACAGAUGGUGAAAAUAAUGAAACUCUGUCAAGUGAAAAAGCGGAGAGCAAUGAGAUGGAGGAGGAGAAGAAGAGUCACAAAAAGAAGAAGGAAAAGAAGAAGAAAAGUAACAGUGUUCAGGAUACCCCAGAACCGGAGCUCGUUAAGGCGGACAAGCAGGCAUCAGAAUACCUACAUCAGUGGGCAUCCAACAAGGAAAGCUGGAAAUUCCAAAAGGUCAGACAAGUCUGGCUGCUGAAGAAUAUGUACAGUGAAGAUAAGGUAAGACUUGCUACUAGGAUUUACAGUGAAGAUAAGGUAAGACUUGCUAGGAUUAUUUACAGUGAAGAUAAGGUAAGACUUGCUAGGAUUAUUUACAGUGAAGAUAAGGUAAGACUUGCUAGGAUUAUUUACAGUGAAGAUAAGGUAAGAUUUGCUAGGAUUAUUUACAGUGAAGAUAAGGUAAGACUUGCUAGGUUUAUUUACAAUUUUUGAUGGAUCUAAAGGAAAAGAAGCAAUUCAGCAAUUUUGUACUCUGCCAUCCUUGUUACAAAACAGUGUUUCACAUUAUCAACCCGACAACCAUCAUUCUGAAAUCUUGUCUCUACGUACAUGCUAAUCAGAAAGUAAACAAA